Chanos chanos (milkfish) is the source of this 1047-nucleotide messenger RNA. It is a transcript of the gene asmt2, whose product is annotated as acetylserotonin O-methyltransferase 2. The coding region runs from base 1 to 1047 and encodes 348 amino acids. The transcript has 8 exons. The record is from RefSeq and is a predicted model, not a curated record. Gene Ontology annotation, molecular function: protein dimerization activity; O-methyltransferase activity. NCBI's taxonomy places the organism in Eukaryota, Metazoa, Chordata, Actinopteri, Gonorynchiformes, Chanidae.
AUGGCCGAGCAUAUGUCACAAAGUGAACUGGACUACCCUUUCAAACUGUUAGAAUAUUGCAAUGGUUUCAGAAUCUCUAAGGUGAUCUCGUCUGCUUGUGAGUUAGGAGUAUUUGAGCUCCUACUGCAUUCACAGAGGCCAAUGACUGCCCGUGAUUUGGCACUGGAAUUGGGUGCCAGUGAGGAUGGGAUGGAACGCUUACUGGAUGUACUGGUUGGCAUAGAGAUCCUGGAUGUGGAGCUAGUGGAGGGCACAGCUUGUUACAGCAGCACGGACGUUGCUAACCUUUACCUGGCAAAAUCCAGCCCAAAAUCUCUGCAUGACAUGAUCAUCUACCAAUCACAGACCAUCUACCCACUCUGGAACCAUUUGGUGGAUGCUGUUAGGGAGGGAAAGAAUCAGUAUGAGAGAACCUUUGGUGUCUCAUCAGAGGACACGUUCUCUGCUAUUUACAGGUCAGAGGAGGAGAUGCUGAAGUUCAUGGGUCUAAUGAAUUCUACCUGGGUAAUUGAUGGACAGGACAUUGUGACAGCCUUCGAUCUUUCCUGCUUUAAAGCCAUAAUAGAUCUUGGAGGCUGUUCUGGUGCCCUGGCCCGGGCUCUGUCUAAAGUGUACCCAUCCUCUACAGUGACUGUUCUAGAUGUGCCACAAGUGGUCCAAAUGGCCAAGCAGCACUUCUCUGAGUCUGAUGACACUAUCCAGUUUGUAGAGGGGGACUUCUUUAAUGGUGAGAUACCUGCUGCUGAUCUUUAUAUUUUGGCCCGAAUCAUUCAUGACUGGAAGGAGGAGAAGAGUCUGCAGUUACUGAAAAAGAUUCAUUCAUCCUGUCAGCCAGGUGGUGGGGUAUUGAUAGUUGAAGCCCUGUUGUUUGAGAACCGACGUGGUCCCAUCAUGGCUCAGAUCUUCUCUCUCAACAUGCUGAUUCAAACUGAGGGCAGAGAGCACCCUCCAUCACGUUAUUCCCGCAUGCUGACCGAGGCUGGCUUCAAAGAUAUACAGGUGUCCCGGACGGGAAAGUCUUACGACGCCAUCUUAGCUCUAAAAUAA